This is a messenger RNA of Benincasa hispida (wax gourd), 1784 nucleotides long. RefSeq names its product basic helix-loop-helix (bHLH) DNA-binding superfamily protein. Gene Ontology annotation, molecular function: protein dimerization activity; DNA-binding transcription factor activity. The record is from RefSeq and is a predicted model, not a curated record. Lineage: Eukaryota; Viridiplantae; Streptophyta; Magnoliopsida; Cucurbitales; Cucurbitaceae. Gene Ontology annotation, biological process: regulation of DNA-templated transcription.
CAAAACCGUAGGGGUAACGUAAAAAUUGAUAUUUUUCUCAAAUUUAUUUAGAAAGAAAUUGGUUUGUCUCCCGAUCCGAUUAUUUGAAACGGCGCGGAAGAUAAAGACAAAUAAUCGUCGACAAAAAAGUGUACCGGAAGAAGCUGUACAGUCCCCCCCGCCACCUACACCUGUCGGUUACCUCCUCCUUGUAAGGCCCCAAUCACCAUCAUCAUUCCCUCCCCUCUGUUUCCUUUUGUCUUCUUCUUCCUCACCAUUACCCAAAAAACCAUUACGCCAUUCUGUUAAAUUUGCAGACUGCAUCUCAAUUCUCUAUAUAUAUACACACAUUACACACAACACAAUCCCUUGUUCUCUUCUUCUCUCGUUUCACCUUUGGUUAUGGAGAGCUCUGCCGGCGACGAUGCUUCCUCCACUGUUUGGGAUGAUACUUGCUUCAACGCCAUGUUUUCCGGCGUCAGUCUCCAGUCAUUUCUCGCCGGUGGUAGUCAGAGUCACACAUUUUUGCCGUCUCUGUUCGGAGGAGGAUACACUGCCGAUGCUCUUGCUUUCCCUGACGGUACUACGUCGUUCUAUCCUCAACCGAGCUCUAACUUCGUUGCUGAAUGUACCGCUUCUUCCGAUGGCUAUUUCCUCAAGUUGCCUAAAUCCGAGCCGAUGAAUGUGUAUGGAAACACAGAGACUGAAGAAACUGCGUUCGGUCUUCAUGAUUCGAUGUCGUUUCCUCACUUGCCGGAUCUCCGUUCGUUGGAGCAAUGUUCGUCGUCGUUUAACAAGCGUGCUCGAGUCGAUUAUUCUAUGUUGAAUCCGUCGCAGAUGGUGGAGCCGAUGGUGCGAGGGUGUGAGGGUUUCCAGAAAUUUUUUAUGCCGUAUCAGUACAAACCUUCGUCGGAUUUAAUAACAACUUCUGCUACUGUGUCUCCCACUGUUCAAAUCCCUCGCAGCGCAUUGGCUCGACAGCGUCGUCAGAAAUUGAGCGACAAGACGCGUUGCUUGCAGAAACUACUUCCGUGGGACAAAAAGAUGGAUAUCGCUACAAUGCUUGAAGAAGCGUGCAAAUACGUCAAGUUCCUUCAAGCGCAACUCGUCGCACUUCAAUCCAUGCCCUGUGAAUCGGCCAUUUCUACUUAUUCGAGUAAUCAUUACAUUACCGGUGUGUUUGGUGGAUUGGAGAGGCUGAAUCGAAACCAACUGUUGCAAGUUUUGGUUAACUCGCCGGUGGCUCAGACAAUGCUUUGUUCGCAGAGUUGUUGCGUUUUCUCGGCGGAGCAGUUGGGGCUUAUCCAGAAGAUAGCAGAGAAAAGAGUUCUACUGCAGCAAAUGUCGACAUUCCGUCCCAAACCCUAGUUUCCGAUGACGUUCCGGCCACCGUUUGUGGUUCAGACCAACAAAAAGGCAAGGCGGCGCGUCCGGUAUCACAAGUUCUCUUUAUGUGUUUAGAUGUUAGGUUAUUACAAAGCAUAUGUUAGUAUUAGAAUAUCCAUUCAUUUCUCUUCGUUUUUGGUUCAUGUAGUCACAAUUUAAAAUGCUGGGAAAUGUUUUUUUGGGUGAAAGUACAAUGGAACAGCUACCUUAGUUUUAGUGAUCCAGAAAAUUAGGUACACAAAUUUCAGUAAAGAAUGCAGUUCCUUUUCAGAAGCACCCCAUUUUCUGCCUACCAUUAAUUGCUUUUCCAUUCUGAGUGAGUCCUUGUGCCCAGAAUUUUGUUGAAAGUGACAUUCAAACUCAGUUUUGUUGCCCAAUUAAAAUAAUAACUUGUAAAGGAUAAAUUAUGAAAAAUAUUU